AUGUACAAUCACUCCAAUAUAUCGUACACCAAUACAAAUAGUUUAAACCGAUAGGAAUUGCAAGAGUUUAGAAACUAUGUGCGCAAGACAGCAUAAGCUAAGAUGGAUGGGACAGAAGACAAAUCAAGAUAAAUUGCAAAAACUUUUCAUAUGGAUCACAAAAAUUUGAUGUCAUUAAAUUAGAGUCCAUUACAAAGUAAGAAGUUACAUGUAGAUCAUGACAUAUCAUAACAUCACCAUCUAGCAUCAUUAUCAGAUUGGAAGAAAUUUGAUAGAUCUACAUCAUAAAGUUAUGUCUCCUUUGAUGCCAAUACCUGGAAAGAGGAUUAAAACAGUAUGAGAUAAAGAAAGUUGUAAACACCAUCUUUGAAUGCAGCUGAUUUGAUCAAAGUUAACAGAACACUUUCAGGGUUGAGUACAAAAGAAAUCUAAAACCUAAGUGGCCAAUAUUAUCAUUAGAUUUAAGAGUUAGAACACACAGUAAGUUCAAUGUUGAGAAGAAUAGAUUAUAUAUAAGCUUCCAAAACCAAUUAUUGAACAUAUUAUAAUGAUUAUAUUAUAAAUUGAGAGA
Paramecium tetraurelia is the source of this 571-nucleotide messenger RNA. RefSeq lists its product as uncharacterized. The transcript has a single exon. The record is from RefSeq and is a predicted model, not a curated record. Lineage: Eukaryota; Ciliophora; Oligohymenophorea; Peniculida; Parameciidae.